AUGCAAGAUUAUAAUGAGAUUGAUACUAAAGCCCUUACUUAUGCCAAAAGAUGUGAAGGACAAUGCUUGGCUAAAGUUAGAUCAAACCCUAAUAUUUAUUUAUGGGUUUGUAAAAAUCAGCAUCGAUGGAAAGCAUCCUAUAGAGAUAUGAAACGAAAUUAUAGGUGGUGCAAUAGUUGUCCUCAUAUAUUUGAAAGAUCAUGCUUACAACUUGAUGAAUAUAAUGAGAAAUUAUAUUUGGCCUUCAAAUACAGUGACAAUCAGCAUUAUCAAAUCGUUCCUUUUUUCUAUCCACAAGGACAAAUUAAUUUAGAUGCACAAAUUCAACGCGAUUGGAAGAAGAGAGCACUCUGUUUUAAGGAAGGUAUAAUUCUUAUCACAAUUCCUUAUUGUGUUGUUGAUCUGCCAACUUUCAUCAAGAGUGCCUUGAAUGCAUUUG
Dentiscutata erythropus is the source of this 439-nucleotide messenger RNA. The record is from the annotation of a GenBank genome assembly. NCBI's taxonomy places the organism in Eukaryota, Fungi, Glomeromycota, Glomeromycetes, Diversisporales, Gigasporaceae.